GUUAUCAUUAAGUGUCUCUUUCUGUCCUGCCUAUUUUUAAAACUGAAAGUAAAUUCAGUCAGUUACAGGUGUGCUUUUGGAAAGCCUUUCACUCUCUCAAGCUGCCUAGAAGGACAAGGACAUUGCAGGGAUGUGGUUAUUUUAUGGUGUAAAAAACUAUUUUUUUGGUCCUCCUCCUCCUCCUCCUCCUCCUCCUCCUCCUCCUCAAGUGUUAGAAAGCGCCUGGAGGACCUUGAACUGGAGUGAGGAUGGGCAAAACCUUUUGAAUAUGGUAACCAACUUCAAGCCUGAGCGUUCAGAGGUCGACACUGUGAGAAUUCUUCUGCAUGGACCACAAGGUGCUGGAAAAUCAAGCUUCUUCAACUCUGUGAAUAGUGUUUUGCAGAGACGCAUCACUACUAGAGCCCUGGCGAACGCUUUAGAAGUUGAGCGAAGCUUCACUUUACAGAGCAAAACAUACAAAGUGAGGAAGGAUGGACCUGACUCUUACUUUCCUUUCACGUUUACUGACAUCGCUGGUAUUCAUGAUCAAGUUAACGGAAUACAGAGUGAUGACAUCGUCAAAUUAUUAAACGGCCAUAUCAGCGAUGGUUAUUUUUUUAACCCAGUAAGAUCCAUUACAGAAGACGACAACAAGUAUAAAAGAAACCCUGUGUUGAAAGACAGGAUUCACUGUCUGGUGGCUGUUCUUCCUGCUAACACAAUUUCUUUAUUUGAUGAAAAAAUAAUGAGGCAAAUGAGAGACGUUCGAAGGAAAGCUAAGGACCUGGGCAUUCCUCAAGUCAUUAUAAUGACCAAAGUGGAUGAAGUAUGUCCACUAGUUAAAAACAAUCUUCAGAAGAUCUACACAAGCAAGAAAAUUAAGGAGAAGAUAGAGGAGUGCUCUGUUAGACUGGGAGUUACUGUGGACUGCAUUUAUCCUGUGAAAAACUACCAUAAGGAACGUUCCACUGAUGCUACAAUCGAUAUUCUAAUUUUGGAUGCAUUGCACAAGAUUAUAAGCAUUGCCAAUGACUAUGUGGAUGACCAAUUGGACAGUUAAAAUUCUAUAUAAAUCUACUGUCGAAGAAGACCAUGCAGUAGUCUUUUCCAUUCUAUUGGCUCUUUAAAAUGAAGAGAUGCCAUUUGACUUUCUUCUAAAAUCAUCACUAUUCUCAGAUCUAUAUGUGUAGGUUCAAUAGUUUCACUUUUAUUGUGAUGUAUAGGGUUUUCCAUGGCCUUUAAAGUAAGAUAAUUGAUCAUUUGCAUCUGACAAACUCUGUAAAUAUACUGCUUAUAUUCUAAAACUAAUAUAUUGUAUUAAUCUUAGGUAUUUAGGUCAUUUAAAAAUAUAAAAUAUAAUAAGUAAUAUUUACAGUUUCUGCUAUUGAUUGUGCUAUUGAUGUCCAUGCGGUUAAAUAUUGAAGCAACUCUUUCUUUAUUUCUCUUUUUUCAAAACCAUCCAUGAAUUUCUAUAUUACAUAUAUACAGUGUGUACCAAUAAUUCAUUAUAUAUCAGUUUGUCAUGUCACAGAAAAGUCAUUAAUGAUGAUUUGAGAUUGUUUAUGCAUGUGAUGAUCUGCAACUAAAAAUAAAUAAAUAAAAAAUGGUGGAGGAAGAACCGAAGUGUUUCUGAAUACAGAUCCUGCUCCAGCAGAGCAACUGUCUUUUAAAUGAACAGAAAUAAUGCUGAUAUUCAAUGAGCAAUACAAUUAAUGAAGAAUCAAUGGAAGGAACAGAGAAUGAAACAUAGACUAUUAGUUUAGGUGUCCUUGUUUCAUUGUUUUUGGUGUCAGAUUUACAUUUCACACACAGCUUAGACAAUAAGUUUGUUUUAUGCCUAACCUCAGGUGUAAUAAACAAAUGUCUGUGAUUUCAAUGGUAAAAAAAACUGUAAAAAUGCUACAGUAAAUAUCUGUUAACCACAGUAAGAUUUUGUAAUAUAUACAGUAAAUAACAGUUAAUCGACUUUCCAAGAAUUCUCUGCAUGACGCU
Messenger RNA from Danio aesculapii, 1974 nucleotides. RefSeq names its product interferon-induced protein 44-like. The coding region runs from base 131 to 1042 and encodes 303 amino acids. The transcript has 8 exons. Lineage: Eukaryota; Metazoa; Chordata; Actinopteri; Cypriniformes; Danionidae. The record is from RefSeq and is a predicted model, not a curated record.